Messenger RNA from Striga asiatica, 498 nucleotides. Lineage: Eukaryota; Viridiplantae; Streptophyta; Magnoliopsida; Lamiales; Orobanchaceae. The record is from the annotation of a GenBank genome assembly.
AUGGCGUAUUUAUCCUCUUCUUCUUCGAACUUCACGCGACUCGGAUACUUCUUGGUCUUGCAGACGUUGUCUAGCCUAGCCCCUAUCCUCCAUGAGGCCUUGGAGGGUGACCCUGACGAAGUUGCCCACAUGAAGGAGAAGGUCGAAAGCAACGAGCGAGAUCGUCUAGCUGACGGCCCAUCUUACGGCAAGGGUGCCGAGCUCCGGGCGAAGGGUGCUAAGCUGCAGGCAAAAGGUGCCGAGCUCGCGGCGAAGGAUUCCAAGCCGAGUAGGCUCAAGGCCUCCGUGGACGAACGGGUUGAACGAGCCCGAGAGGAAGGUCGUACUUCUUUUCUCUCCUCAAUUCCCAGGGUCUGUUUCGUUAAGCAAUAUUGGCUCGAGCUGAUGUCAUGCUUCAAGCACUCCAAUGAGCUCGACCUAAGAUCUACCCAACCCAGCCUGCAAGCGGAACGGGAGAAGAGAAUUUUCGUUCUCUGUUCUUAUGCUCUCCUCGCCUAA